Messenger RNA from Onychostoma macrolepis, 2519 nucleotides. RefSeq names its product coiled-coil domain containing 28B (gene ccdc28b). The transcript has 6 exons. The record is from RefSeq and is a predicted model, not a curated record. The coding region runs from base 324 to 965 and encodes 213 amino acids. Lineage: Eukaryota; Metazoa; Chordata; Actinopteri; Cypriniformes; Cyprinidae.
UCUUGAAUAUUAAUUAGAUAAUAGGGACGCUUCUUUAAUGCAGUCCGAUAGCAAAAGCGUGUCUCAUUCAUAUUAAUAACGAAGCUUCGCCAUAGUACUAGUCGCAGAAUCGCGGUCGGGAAGUAGGAGAGCUCUCGCUGGAGACGGCAAGCACUUGGUAUCUGUUGUUAAAACGGACCGCGUAUACAUCCUGAGUUACUGGAAUGGAAAAACCAACACGGGCGCCUUAAAUUUUCGUUGGAAAGCUUAAAGAGCCUCAUCCUUGUCCUCGAGCCGUAGCUGAGAGCUCUUGUCUGUGUGCCUUAGAAAGUGCCACUGCCCUCAUGGAAGACAAGAGGAAGAAAAGGAGUCCCAAAGUGUCCCUUCCCCAGCCCCCUCCUCCACCAAUCAACCCCCGAAAGCUCUCCGUUCUCCCAGCGAGUAAAAGCGCCACAUUCUCAUUGGGUUUACCCCAGCCCCCCUCUCCUAAACCCAGGGGCAAGUACAAGAGAUCGGUGGGGGCAAUGGGUCCGUCUAAAGAAGCUCUUGCCGUUCCUGUGAUUCCCCCUAAAAACACAAGGCCUCACAGAGAGAAACCCAGAGCUCCUCAGCCUGCCGGACCCAGCCGCGUGUCCCAGUCCUCCUCACCACUCCAGCACUCGUUCCUCACUGACGUCUCUGAUGUGAGAGAGAUGGAGGGUGGACUGCUCAACCUGCUCAACGACUUUCACUCUGGAAAACUACAGGCUUUCGGUAAGGUGUGCUCCUUUGAGCAACUAGAGCAUGUGAGAGAGAUGCAGGAACGUCUGGCCCGGCUGCAUUUCAGUCUGGACAGUCAUGUGGAGGAGCUGUCUGAAGACCAGAGAAAAAACGCUUCGGACCGCAAUCUGGAACACUUGCUUUCUAAUCUGGAAGAAUUGAGCAGCUCAAUACAGAAACUCCACCUGGCAGAAAAUCAAGACUUACCCAAGACCUCCAGCACCUGAAGCGGGAAACCAAACCCAGCUGACCAUCAAAUCACUGUGCCGACCAAAGCCCAAGAUGCCAUGGCUACAACUCAACUGCAAGUUAACGAAGCACCAUCAUCUGUGUCUAAUGCAAUGCUAAAUGACGACAGCAGCAUCAAAGCACAUUCUCCAUGUGAACGAAAUUCAACUGAAAAAAUGGCACUUCUUGUUUUUCAAAUGUUUUGCAUAAUGUCCUAGCAUUUAAAUUUUAAUAUUUCCAAUUUUGAGCCUGAAAGCCAAAUUGCAUCCUCUUUGUUAUGGUGUUUAAGUGGUUUAUCUGGAUAAAUAACAAUUGUUCUUACUUUAGGGAUUGCAUGAGUUGAUUUCAAAUGUUCAUUCAUCGCUGGUAAAGGCUGACUCAUUUAUUUUUUCAUAAAUUGAAAUCUAGAAUUUUAGAUCAACAAUGUCAGAAGUGAAUGAGAAGAUGAACAUUUACAUUAUCAGUCAAUCAGUCAUAACACAAUUGAUUUUAGUUCAUCAGUGUUCUCUGGAAAGAUGUUGUAAAUGGCUGUGGAGUAGCUGUAAACUCACUCAGGACUGUUUGAAUUCAGUGAUCUUAGUGCCUCUUCUCAGUGUCUAGAUUACAUUGAUUGUUUUACCUUAAGGUUUUCACAAGACUCUCUAAAUGAUGGAACUGGAUCUUUUUGUAGAUGUUUGUACAUUAAAAUAGACGUACACUUAUUUAAAAUAAUAUGUUAUAUACCUUGCUUGUAAACUAGAGUUUUAAAUAGCUAUUUAAUGUUGAUCUAGGAACAAUUAUGAUAGUUGUUUGUUAUUCUUGAUGGCACUGAUGGAAAUGUACAAUAUUUGUGUGUUAUUUUUGCAUAAACUAAAGUGAAAAUAUAACGGAGUCAGGCAUUUCAAAUUUCAGGUUCUAAAAAGUUGACAUCUAGUGGGUAAUUCUAGAAUUAGAAAUGAGUUGACUAUAGAAUUCCUCAAUUUCUUGGAGCACAAGUCUGUAUUUAUACCUUGUAGAUUUGCAGUCUCUACUCUCUACCCCAAAGCACAAAAGAACAGAGUACAGUAACAUCUAAUACAGGUCAGAAAGUUCUGACAAAAGUACUGGAGAAAAUAACAAAAAAAAAACUGUGACAUAGUCCGUAAUACAUAGUACAACCUCACUAAUGUCCCUAUACAAGCCAAUCUUCUCAUUUUACAUCAGUUUCAGUGAUAAACCAUCAGCACAACAUAUGGACAGGUUUGAGGAAAAGCAAAUGAUCUACACCAGUUAGAAUUUUUAUAUUUCAUGAUGCAGUAAUAUCACUUUACAGCCGACCUCUGCUACGCCUACCUCCAAAUAUUUCAACAGAGAGUCAGUACUGUUGCCUUGAGGGGAGGUCUGUUUAAAUUGAUAUCAGAUUGAUCCAUGGCAGGUUCUGAUCCUGCAUCAGCAUGUACAGGCCGGUUUCUCUUCCCUCGCUGCCUGAGUCUAAAGCAUUGAAAGAGUCAUUUAAAUAAUGACAUUUGUAUUCUUUCUGUGAAUUUUAAAUAUUUGUGUGCUUUGCUUUUCGUCCAUUUCUUGUUUUGUUUAAG